AUGGACCUUAAUUAUAAUUUGAAUGCCAACCUGAACACCUCUGGUGGCUAUAGCGCAAUGCCAUCACAACAGAGUAAUGCUGGCACGUCCAUGUGGAUCGGGAGCUACCCGUCCCAGCAGCAGCUGCAGCAGUUGUCAGGCCAAAUGGCUAAUGUUAACAUGGCCGAUACCGGCACCAACUAUCUGGAUGCUUAUAUGGCUAUAUCACAACAAAAUGGCAUUGGAGUGUCUGCUAACACACCCAACAGGGACUUUUAUGUGACCUCUGUGCAACAAGCUCCACCGGGUGGUAUAAACACUACUAUCGCCAACAGUAAUAAUUAUGCAGAUUUGCAGGCGGCUGCAAGACUUGCCAACCAACCAUUGUCACCAACACUAGAUUUUGAAAUGGCACAAGUUGGGAUGAUGACAACAGAACAGCAACUCGCUCUCCUGUCAGAGUUACAGCGCAAAAACGCAGCAGCUGGUCUGAUUUCGCCACCAUUCUCACCACCCGCUUACCCGAACAACCAACAACCACAGAUGCCAAAGCAAUACGUGGUAACGAGUAACAUAAGUGCCGGUUCUGUCCCGAUUUCGCCCUCCUACACGGAAUCCGGCUCGGCACCACAGACUCCAACGUCCGAGAGAUUUGAAACCUCGGUCCCUGCCAAAUCUAGCUCUCCAGAGAGUACCGGAAGUAAUCUGCAUCAGCGAUCCUUUACGAUUUCUGAAACAAGUAGUACUACGUCAUCAACAUCAGUGCCUGGAUCACCAACUUGUGGUAUGUCUUCUGUUCAUGAUGAUGUCAUAGACUCGCCGCGACUUACUAGAUCACCUUCAACACCACAUAGACCUAUAAAAACUACACACGUUCCGAUUCGAUCUAAAUCACUUAAAUUCGAUGUGAAAUUCCCACAGGACAAAUGCCACAAAUGUUUAAAGAAGGUGUAUAAGGUCGAAAGUGUAGGUCCUGUAAAAGGAGCCGUCUAUCACAACACGUGCUUUACAUGCAAGGCAUGCAAAACUAAACUAACUUUGAAAAAUUAUUGUUUGAACCAAAAUGACAAAUACGAUGUUUCUGUUUAUUGUAAAUCGCAUCAACCAACUAUAACGGACAAGGGAAGCCAUCUCGAUGCCAACUCCAUCCUCAUCAAAGGAGCCAUGAGUGUACCGAAACUCGACAAAGUCAAUGAGCAAAUCAAGGUUAACAAAAAUAGCAAGUAUCAUAUGGACGCGAACUCUCUGGACAUUUCUCACGCGCGGAAUGUACCUGCAACUGAUCUACAGACGGGAAAUAAAGUGAAAGCCAAGGCUUGGAAGAAACAGGACAGGACAUUGGACAUCGUUCCUCCUCGAGAUGUUAUACGUCAUUGUGACGUAGUGCCAGAGUAUGACGUAGAUGAAUACGAGCACGCGCUUGUGGAACAACAGCCGGACUACCAUGGUGCGCGUUACUAA
This is a messenger RNA of Ylistrum balloti, 1440 nucleotides long. Its product is annotated as LIM domain-containing protein jub-like. The transcript has a single exon. Gene Ontology annotation, biological process: actin filament bundle assembly. Gene Ontology annotation, cellular component: plasma membrane; actin cytoskeleton. Lineage: Eukaryota; Metazoa; Mollusca; Bivalvia; Pectinida; Pectinidae. The coding region runs from base 1 to 1440 and encodes 479 amino acids. Gene Ontology annotation, molecular function: actin filament binding. The record is from RefSeq and is a predicted model, not a curated record.